ACUUCUAUUUAUGCUUCUUAGAAAUAAAUAUUUUGAUUUUGACUUAGAUUGUGCUGGCGGUCUCUGGCAGGUGGAGCUCCAAAUAAGAUGGGUGGCACAUGUAAUAAGGUAUAGUUGAAGCCUCAGAGAUGUUCAGUGACUGGCCAUCAGAACUAGUACCUCAGCAAGGAUGGGGUGAUGAAGCAGCCAUCAGUGCUUUUAAGGAUGCCAUACCAUGGUCUGUAGGGCGAGACUUUGUGGCAGGCACUGCCAAACACCUUGCUACAAGUCUUGGCCUUACCAAGCCUGGGCCUCCUAUUAAGAGCAAGAUUAUACAUGAUAAACAGCUGCAAGUUCUCAUGCCUGCACUUGGUCAUGGAUUAAGCUUCCCACUCUCUGAGAUAGAUAUUCUGCGAGAUUGUGUGAGCGUCUAUUGUGAAUGGCUUUCAGCACUUCUACCAAAUCCCAAGAGCAGUGUUCCUGGCCCAAUUCUUAAUGAUCCAAAUCAUUAUGCCAGGAUAAUAAUCAAUCAUUUUUAUUAUCUCUUUGUUCCAAGAGGAGCUCAAGGUAAAUGUUUUAAAAUGUAUAUUUUGUUAGCCAUACAUGUUAACAUGAUACUGUACCAUUAUUAUAUCUGUUUUGCAGAUGAGAAUGAGGUUACACCCAGCUCCACUCUAAGUCUAAACUUUACUGGAGAUGUGCCUGAGGAUGCGGGAGAGCAGUUGUGUGAGCGUGUAUUAAGUGUGCUCUUCGAAACCUGGCUUUUGGCCUGUGCUCGCUGCUUCCCUCCACCACCACUCUGGAAUGCGUUAAGGGAGAGUUGUCAACGAUGGCGUCAUCGUGUUGGGCUCAUUGACCAGUGGAACAGGAUCAACUUUGCAUUGACUCGUAAACUUAUUGGUUUCAUGUAUGGACCCACCUUUCCUGAAAUCAUAAUAUCUGCUGAGGAUGACCUUAACAUUAUUCCUACAAAUAUGAGCCGUGACUGCAUUGCACAAGUUUGGUACCGCAUCUUGCAUAUCAUUGGAAACCCAGUGGAUCUGAGUCGGCAUACUGUCAUCAGCAAAACACCAGCUUUCCUCAAGUAUGCAAUUUCAUCAGCACUGGUUAUUGAGCCCAGCCAACAUCCUUGUCUCCAGAUGUUGCCCUCAAUUUUUCUCUCUGCCAUGAAAGGAGUCUCAGGAUUAGUAGAUGCUUUCUUAGGCGUUCCCAAUACAUCGUUAGAUAACCUUAGUCAUAAAGGUCGCCAAAUCUCCCCUUCAUCUACGCUGUCUUUGUCUUCAGAUUGUAAAGGUGAUGAUACCUCUCGAUUUUUGGCAAGUGGAAGACCCAAAUGUAAUAGUAUUUUGCAUCUUUUUGGUCCCUGGCUAUUUGAGGCAGCUCUUAUUAACUGCAAUUUACAAGCUAGCCCAGGACCACAGCACAAAUCAGAUGUAAGUGGGACUGCCAGUUCUGGGUCACGUAGACCAGUUUCUGUUUUUGUUGGUGAGAGUAGAAAGUUAAGUGAUUCAUCGGUGCCAGGAGAGUCUCAUGCUGAUCGUCUUGCCAAUCUUACUCCUCAACACUUCCAGAGUGGAAGAGCUGAGGCACUUGGCGCACUCUGCAGGAUAUUUUGUUCUAAAAAAACUGGUGAAGAAAUUUUGCCGGUAUACUUAGCUCGAUUCUACAUCGCUCUGCACCAAGGUCUGCGUCAGAGUGAUCCUUCUGUCCCUGCUCCCCAUCAUGACGCCAGUCAGGGCUCGUCCAGCCGUCAUAGUAUCAGGACUGGAAUAUGUAGUGAAACUGCAGCAAGUAUCCUGAUGAAUGGCGUGGAUUUAUUCCGCUUGGACCUGCAGGGUGUGAUCAGCUUGGUGCCCAGUGUUUUGGGAGUGUUGGAGUGUGUACUGCCAGAAGGAGAGCUCACUGCUCCUUCCCACCUUCCAGUGACACUCUUGCGUCGAGCAGCCACCCAUGUCUUGCUCUCCAUCCUUCCAUUGCCUCUUCACUUUCAGGGUUUACAAGUAAAAGAAGUUGGCAGUAACAGUGGUGAAAGAUUGUCCCUAUCCCACCUUCGUCCCCAGCUUGUCAACCUUCUGACAAAUGCUCUCCAAGUGGAGACUGAUCCAGCAAAUACCCAAAUGCUUCUAGGGGGACUACUUUUCUGUGUCCAAGAUGCUGCUCUUUGUGAAGUUAUGGACUCCAUUUCACAGCAUAACUUUUCAACAGAUCGAGAUCACAACAUUAUGUCUUCUGGUGCCUCAGACACAGUUAGUUCGCAUGGUGACUAUAACAGUCUCCUGGACGAGAGCUGCGACACGCUGCCUGAAGGAAGUCUCGGCCAAGUUGGCUCCCCAAACUUCACCAGUGCAGCCACUAGCCAUGCAACCUUGCCGAGUACUACAGAGGGUGAAGCUCUGCAGGUCUUAGAAGAUUCUGGUAAAGCAAGUCAUGUUAUUACACAUUUACCAGAUGGGUUAGAGUGCAAACGUGCCGUGAAAUGGUUAUGCGACUACAUAGCAUAUCAGUGCUCGAGACCACCCAGGGCACACUCCAAGGAUCUGCACUCAACCAUUGUUGCAGCAUUCCAUUGUGCAAGUGUGUGGCUGGUUGCUCACCCAUACCUACUCCAGGAUAAAGAAUGUCUGUCAACAGUACUGGAAGUUGUGGAGCUUGGCAUCUCAGGAUCAAAGUCACAAGUUAAGUCCAGUGAUGCCCCUCGUCUGAAGCACGAGAAAGAGCUGAAGCCAGCCAGUAUGCGAGUGCGAGACUCUGCUGAAGCUUUAUUGUCUUGCGUGCUCUCACAAGUUGGCACUUUUCCAUCGGUGUGCGGUGCUGAAUCAUUAUCAUCACUAUUAGAUGAGGUGACUCUUCUGCGACACUGUAACACCUGGGGUGGUUCAGACCAGCUCACACGAGACUCUGCAGCUCAGCACUUCAGAUAUUUUGUUGCCCAAAAUUCAAUUAUGCUGGCCCUCUUAGAACAACCGCUUGGCAAUCAUCAAGAUCCUCAGCCAACAGUAACAGCACUCAUACGUGGGCCAUUUGGUAGAGUGGCAUGGACCAUGCAGCUUCGUCAUUUACCCAGGCACAAAUCAUCAGCAAAGCUGUACACAGUUAACCCAGGACGUCCUUUGCCCAUGAACGAUGUAGGAAUUAAGCACAGCGUCAAGCCUAAGUACUUCCCUGACAGUGUUGACAGGAUACCUCUUUGUAAAGCGGACAAAUCCAUUCCAUCGUUGGAGAGUGUGAUCAUGAAUGAUGAAAGAUCUGCACUGGAACACGAUAAGCUUCUUCAAAUAUUGGAUCACCAGAUUGCAUUUGAAGAAAACACAAGGCGACAGGUUGAGAGAGAGACCUCUGAGUACCCAGAUGUUGAAACAGAAUGUGUUGCUCCUCCACUAUGCCUAGAAUUCCAGACAGCUCGUCUUUUGCUGUCUCACUUUGGAUUUUUAUCUAUUGAUGCACUGCAGGAAUCAGUUGAGUCUGCAGUACCAUCUUUGGUUGCUUUGGACUCGAGUAUAGCUGGAUUUGCUCGAGAUAUUGAUAUUCUUGAUACUACCAACAAUAGAACUGUGGAUACAGCACAUGUUUUUUAUGUCCAAGCUGGUCAAAGUGCACCACAAGAUAUUCUCUCAAAUGUGGUGACUUCCAGUUCUGUACAUCCUCAUUUCUUGGAAUUGUUAAAUGGUCUGGGAUGGACUGUGUGUGUUCACCAGCACCCAGGCUGGACUGGUCACACAUCUACUGCUUUCACAGUUACUUCACCACCAACUGAUGGAGCAGUUGAUGGAAACCAUGGCGGCAGUGGCUUCAGUGGACGCUCCCAUGUAUUAUACUGGUCUGAUGCCCUCAGUGAGAUAGCCUUUGUUGUGCCUGCACCAACACUUGGUAAUCAAUCCUCUGGCACCCAACCACCAAGCACAAGUAAUGUUAAUAUGGUUGGAUUUGUUCUUGAGCCAUGUGAUCGUGUUAGUGGUGGUGGCGGGUCUGGUAGUGAACGCUCAGAUUCUCUUCCUCCUUAUGAUACUGAUGUAGAUGCUGGAUCAUCAAUUUCCUCACAUACUUCCCAGAUGUCAUAUGGUCAUGGAAGUGACAACAAACACCGGAAAUUUGGUCGGCAAACAAGUGCCAUGUCUUGUAGUGACCACAAAGUGUACAUAGUGUGGAUGGAGAGUUUUGAUGAUUGUUACACAUUCCCAGCAAAUGAACUGCUAUGCGAGACUGUAACAGGCUUAGAAUCCAGCUCGUGGAAGGACAAAGAAGCUAAUGUAUAUAUUAUCUUCAUACAUCCCCUCACUAAUGGACUUUUCAGAAUAAAACUUCAGGGACAGAAUGCAAAAUUAAACAUGGCUGGUCCACUAGUAGAUGGUCAAGUGGUUAGCAGACGAGUUCUGGGCACACUCGUUAGACAGACUGCCCUCAAUAUGUGUAGACGUAGAAGACUAGAGAGCGACAGUUAUCAACCUCCUCAUGUUCGGCGCAAGUUACGUAUUCAAGAAAUGGUGCAGAAAUAUAGAUACGAGAUGAAUGAGCCAGAGUUCUACACCCACUUAUUUACCAGUCCUUUAUGUUAAUUACAACAAUUUUGUUAAUAAUUUAGAAUAGAAUUUACAGUCUGAGUAGUUACAGCUUUGCAAUUUGAGAAAUAGUACUUAAUUAAAAUGGGUAUAUGUACUGUGUUAGAAAUUUAUAUACAAUACAUAAGAACUCGCAUUCUGAUAAACUUUAACAGCAGUUAGUUUGACAAAAGGAAAAAAUGUAAAAAUCAAGAAUAUUUACAAAUUGCUGUUAAAGUUGUAAUACCAAAGAAUACUUGUGAUUUUUUUAUAUAAUUAAUGUUUGAAUUUUAAUUAUUCUAAACUGUAUUUGCCAGGGUUGUGAACAUUUAAUAUAGUUUAAUUUUUUCUUUAAAAGUGUGGCUUAAUUUGAUAUUGGAAUCUGUAAUUAAUUUAUUUCUAAUGGACUUGUGGUAUUAAUUUUAACCUAAGUUUUUCUAGUGUAAUUAACAUUGUUUUUCCUUGUUGAUAUUAUUGAUUUUUUAAAUUAGUGUCUUUGAAACUUAUCUGGUAGGAUGCAUAAGUUUUUAUAUAAAAAUAUGUAUGAUAUAUAAUGUAUAUGCUACAGUUUAAUAUUUAGCUAUUAAGAUUGGAUGCACUGUAAUAUAUGUAUAUAUUUUCAACUAUUAGGAUACAAACUACAUGUGUCAGUGGUUCGCUUUUUUUUAUAUAUAUCAUCUUAUAUACCUUCAGGAUUAAUGCUCAUGUUUGUUUUAUUUUUCUAUAUUGGUGUGACUUCACAACCUGUCAACUGGAAGAGGAAAUAAAUAAAAAAAUUUUUUUUAA
Messenger RNA from Cherax quadricarinatus, 5300 nucleotides. The record is from RefSeq and is a predicted model, not a curated record. NCBI's taxonomy places the organism in Eukaryota, Metazoa, Arthropoda, Malacostraca, Decapoda, Parastacidae.